ACCAAGUCUUCAGAAUGAACACUCAGGUCUUGUUCUUGCUCGGUGUGGUAGCUGUGGCUGCUGCAGAUAAGUUACCCACCUACUCCUACGGCGCCCCACAGGGAUCUUUGGAGGACUCAGUGGAGUAUGAUGAUGCCAAGUACGACUUCAACUGGGCUGUGAAGGACGACGACUCCGGCAACGACUUCGGCCACCAGGAGUCCCGCGACGGAGACGACACUCAGGGAUCGUACUACGUGCAACUCCCCGACGGCCGCCUGCAGAAGGUGACGUACUACGUGGACGGCGACAACGGAUACGUUGCCGACGUGACGUACGAGGGCGAGGCUCGCUAUGAAUCGGUUGAGUCUCACGAAUACGUUCCCCCCAGGCCCGUGUACUCCGCCCCCGAAUCCCACGAAUCAAUUGAGACUCCCGUGUACACCCCACCACGACCCCAGUAUGCCGCCCCCAGGCGCUCUUACGGCUUCCCUCAGUGAGGAAGGAUAACCAAAGCUGGUGACCAGUUGCGUCGAACAGAAUGUAUCUAUUUAUUUAUGAACAUUAAUUACAUUAAAAGCUUAAUCAGG
Messenger RNA from Penaeus chinensis, 569 nucleotides. RefSeq names its product cuticle protein 7-like. Gene Ontology annotation, cellular component: extracellular matrix. The record is from RefSeq and is a predicted model, not a curated record. Bases 15 to 479 code for a protein of 154 amino acids. Lineage: Eukaryota; Metazoa; Arthropoda; Malacostraca; Decapoda; Penaeidae. The transcript is spliced from 3 exons.